AUGGAAGGCCGUCGACCAGACGAAGGGAACAGCGAAGUCAACACGCAACACGCGUUGACUGUGGGAAUGACAUUCCAGUCAGGCAAGGACUUCGUCGCGUACGUGCGAGAGUCAGCACUGCGAGCCAACAUGCAUGUCACUCUCGACAAAUUGCGCAGCUACCGAGCGUCAUAUGUGCUGUACACGCGAGCCGUCGUGUUGACGCCUCGUUCCUUCAGACCCAAGUACAGGUCCUGCAUCCUUAAAUGUGGUAAACAGAGCCCGUAUGGUUUACCGAGCAAAGCAACUUGUCCAAGACUUCCUGGACAAGAGCGAGCAGACGUCCUUCCAGCAUUUCUGGAGCAAUUUGUGGUUCUCUCAACCCUCGCAGCGCAAGCAAGUGUGAGAGCGACGUCGACGGGCACUUCGUCCGUUGAGCUGUUGCAUUCGGUGCUUCCAUUGUCGCUCAAGCCGGAAUGCAGAAAAUCUUGGGCUUCGACAGCGCUCAUUGCAAGAACAAGUUGUACAACGGAAUCCAUUUGGUUCUUGUUGGCCGAGACGGAAACAUGA
Messenger RNA from Aphanomyces astaci, 549 nucleotides. RefSeq lists its product as hypothetical. NCBI's taxonomy places the organism in Eukaryota, Oomycota, Saprolegniomycetes, Saprolegniales, Verrucalvaceae. The transcript is spliced from 2 exons. Bases 1 to 549 code for a protein of 182 amino acids. The record is from RefSeq and is a predicted model, not a curated record.